Molecule: messenger RNA, 984 nt
Organism: Exaiptasia diaphana
Lineage: Eukaryota; Metazoa; Cnidaria; Anthozoa; Actiniaria; Aiptasiidae
Exons: 4
Coding region: 50-877 (275 amino acids)
Source: RefSeq, a predicted model, not a curated record
UUAUCUUCAUUAUACAGUGCAAGAAAGCGUGAAUAGCGUAUCGGUCACAAUGCAAUGUCGGGAAGUUGAAACAAAAGCAACUGAAGCGAUAGCAAAACUAAAGACUCUACAUCAAGCUAUGCAGCAGAACGAAGCGAAAACAGCUGAGAGAGCCAAGGAGGAGAUCGAAGGAAAGGAUGCCGAUGUUAUAAAUAGCGCUAUGUUUGCCGCAGAGAAUGGUAAGGGUGGUCUUAAGUCGACAAUUCAAGCCUUAAUGAAAACACUUCCUGAUGAAUCCCAACGAUCCACUGCAGUGCAGGAAGCCGCCUCUGCCUUGGCAAUGCCACAAGCCCAGCCAGACAUGUCAGUUGAGUCCUUGGCAGGGUUGCUGAAAACCGUGGAUCCCAAGCUCGAUUUACUUAUAACAAAGCCUUUCACGUGUUAUGUGAGGAUACUGGAGGUCAUUGGUUUGAUAGUGAAAGGAUGUAAGUCAGGGACUGGAUCAUUUGACAGCAUUUAUCAACAAACCACAUCCCAGGCCAACAUCAAUAACGAUCAGUGCUCAACUGAUGCAAUGGUGCAACUUCCAUCCAAGGCAGACAUCCAAGAAACGGUACAAAAAGUCGCUGCAAUUCUCAAAUUCAACCCCGAUUGCAGUUCAAAUAAGCAACGCGAUAGUGCAAGAGGAAGAAAAGGAAAAGCUCAUAAAUUGCGUCUGAAGUUCCAGGACGAUACCUCAAAGGAAGAAGAGGAGAAACCUUCUUUAUCUCAGAGAUGGACUAUCUGUAAAUUGCUAGAAAAAGGUGUUACAGAAAUUGCCAAAUUGACUGGUAUUCCUGAAGACAAAAUUAAGGAUAUUGACUGCAAGGCACUGAUGAAUGACCGAGACGAACUCUAAGAAGAAGUUAGAGAGUUCAUUUCCAAAUGACAAAAUGUUAGCUUAACUAAUCAAAUGGUUCAAAUAAAAUAUUAGAAGACCUGAAAAUAUAUAAAUGACUGAGCGAG